GAGAGAGAGGGGGAGACAGAGGUGACAUCGCUGUCUGCCGUUAUUUGUGGGAGAAUCGAUUCUGGCGUAAGAUGAACGGAAGAGAGAUGAUAUUGCUUGUGAUGCUCUGCGCUUCCUGUUCUUCUCCAUCACUCCUCUUUACGCUUCCCAGGCCGUGCGGCGACUGAAGCCCCCGCAAAUAUUCCCGUCAACAGGAGGAAUUCCACACAGAUCCGAGCCGUCCUGGACCUCUGCUGGCAAACAUCCGCGGCAGCGAGCCCCAGCUGUGGCCGGUGGGCAUGGUUUUGGAGGGUAGCUCAGAGGCGUUGUGUCCCCCCCCAUCUCUGGAGCUGCGCCCAUCCUGCAACAAGAGCCAGCCCUCGCCUCCUUUGGGCUCAAGCUCACAACCCCACGAUGGAGUCUUUCCUGAGGACAAGGAGCCUGUAAAGUAUGGGGAGCUCGUCGUAUUGGGGCACAACGGGUCACUGGCCAAUGGGGACAAAGGUCGCAGAAGAAGUCGUCUGGCUCUUUACAAGAGACCCAAAGCCAACGGGGUCAAACCUGAUGUUAUCCACAAUGUCUCAACUCCUUUGGUGUCAAAGGCACUCAGCAACAAAAGCCAGCACAGCAUCUCCUACACACUGUCACGGAGCCACUCUGUAAUUGUGGAGUACACCCAUGACACCAACACAGAUAUGUUUCAGAUUGGCCGGUCCACAGAAAGCAUGAUUGAUUUUGUGGUGACAGACACAGCAGGCAGCAGUGGUCAAGUCGGGGGUGCGGUGGGGGAAGGCGGAGGCCAAUCAGUCCAGAGCACCAUCUCACGAUACGCCUGCCGCAUCAUGUGUGAGCGCAGCGCUCCCUACACCGCUCGCAUCUACGCCGCUGGCUUUGACUCUUCCAAGAACAUCUUCCUGGGGGAGCGGGCUGCCAAAUGGAGAACAUCAGAUGGCCUGAUGGAUGGUCUGACUACCAACGGUGUGCUGGUCAUGCACCCAGCGGGCGAGUUUGUGUCUGAGCCGGCUCCUGGGGUCUGGAGAGAAAUCUCAGUCUGUGGCAAUGUCUUUGCGCUGAGGGAGACACGCUCAGCCCAGCAGAGAGGAAAACUGGUUGAAAAUGAGUCAAACACCCUCCAGGAUGGUUCACUGAUUGAUCUGUGUGGAGCAACCUUGCUGUGGAGGACCCCCACCGGAUUGCGGCAUACUCCUACUCUCAAACAGCUGGAGUGCCUUCGACAGGAGCUGAACGCUGCGAGGCCUCAGUGUCCUGUGGGCUUCAACACGCUGGCCUUCCCCAGCCUGGCCCAGCGCGAGAUUGUCGACAAGAAGCAACCCUGGGUUUAUGUCAACUGCGGUCACGUACACGGCUACCACAACUGGGGCUACCGGAAAGAAAAAGGGCCCCCCGGCCCCGGAGGCACAGCACCUGCCGGCACAGGUGAGAGGGAGUGCCCUAUGUGUCGAAGAGUAGGCCCCUACGUGCCGUUGUGGUUGGGCUGCGAGGGUGGAUUGUACCUGGACGCUGGGCCACCCACUCAUGCUUUCUGCCCCUGUGGUCACGUUUGCUCAGAAAAGACAGUAGCAGGAUGGAGCCAAAUCCCAUUGCCCCACGGCACUCAUGCCUUUCAUGCUGCCUGCCCUUUCUGUGGUACCUGGUUGACAGGAGAGCAGGGCCACAUCAAACUCAUCUUCCAGGGGCCCGUUGAUUGAAGCUGAGAGAGUGCGGGCAGAUUGACUAAGGACCUGCUGACUAAAGACUGUGUGUGCUGACAUGAUAAGCUGAAAGCAACUUGCAAUAGUACAUACCAAGGCUUCACAUGGAAUAUGAAGUGUAUGGAGAGUAUGUAAAAUAAAUUGUGUUGAA
Molecule: messenger RNA, 1842 nt
Organism: Neolamprologus brichardi
Lineage: Eukaryota; Metazoa; Chordata; Actinopteri; Cichliformes; Cichlidae
Gene: peli3
Product: pellino E3 ubiquitin protein ligase family member 3
Biological process (GO): protein K63-linked ubiquitination; regulation of Toll signaling pathway
Molecular function (GO): ubiquitin protein ligase activity; protein binding
Source: RefSeq, a predicted model, not a curated record